Ruditapes philippinarum (Manila clam) is the source of this 2736-nucleotide messenger RNA. Its product is annotated as sortilin-related receptor-like. The record is from RefSeq and is a predicted model, not a curated record. Gene Ontology annotation, molecular function: protein binding. NCBI's taxonomy places the organism in Eukaryota, Metazoa, Mollusca, Bivalvia, Venerida, Veneridae. The coding region runs from base 31 to 1827 and encodes 598 amino acids. Gene Ontology annotation, cellular component: plasma membrane. The transcript has 12 exons.
GACAACCCUUUAAAUUUGGAUUGUACUCGCAUGUCAUUUGAGUACUUUAACACCGAGGAACUUUGGGAGACCGAAGAUUGUUAUAAUAAUGUCGAUUUUUUUGUAUGUGAGAAACCCUAUCCAGUGGACGCCGAUAUCAAGGAAGAAAAGUGUAAAAGUCUACCUAAAAAGGAAGACCACAAUGCUUUACCAUACUCCGGGAGAUCUUGUCAAAAUUGGCAAAACCUAUCUAACAAUGCUAAAAAUGAUUUUGACAAGAUGUUUUCCUCCAUACGUAUCUCGUUAGAAAAUUCCAAUGUGUGCGAGAAUUUUGGGCAGGGUAUUUCAUGGUGCUAUGUUAAUGAUCCUGGCGAAUUUAUACGGGAACCAUGCUUUUUGCAUCAAAGCAAAUUCGAUUCAGACAAUGACAAAAAACCUGUGUUUUGGAAGAGAAUGCCUGAAGUAAAUUGCUCUGACGGAUCUUCAAUACCUUUAAUAAAUUGGUGUGAUAGAAAUUUUGACUGUUUAGACUAUUCGGAUGAAUUGUCAUGCCAGAAUAAUAUCAAAGAUCACAAUCUCGUGAAUACCAUGACGAACUCUAAUUUAACUCAACGUCUAAAAAACGGGACAUACUUUACCUGUAAAAAUAGCAGAGAGCAGAUAUCGCUUUUAGCAAAUUGUGAUGACGUCAUCGAUUGUCUUGAUGCUUCCGACGAAUCCGGUUGUUUGCAUAGCAAUAUAGAAUGUGAUGAAAACGAAUUCUCGUGUGAUGGCGGACAUUGUAUACAAUUAAGUCAAGUUUGUGACUUGAUAUCCGACUGCGCGGACGGAACAGAUGAAUUUUGUGAUUUCCAAGCGUGCAAAGUAAAUGAGUUUACUUGUGAAAAUAAGCAGUGUAUUUCUGAAGAGAAGAGAUGCAAUGCUGUAUCCGACUGUUUCGAUUAUAGUGAUGAAAUAAAUUGUGACUCCUGUAAACACUCAUUUCUCUGUGCUGAUGAUUACAAAUGUAUCCCUCUACGACUGACAUGUGAUCGCUACCCUGAUUGUAAAGAUGCGAGUGAUGAACGACAUUGUCAUGUUAAUCCCCCAACUUCAAAUGUCUUCACUGGUAAUGACUAUCUAUGGUCUUUGCACACUUUUACAGGGUUGUGUUAUUGGAACUGGGAUUUCUGGGGGAAUUCAUCGAAAGAAAGCAUAUCUGGAUGCACGUCUUUUGCAAAACACGAAGUGUUUAAUCCGCAACGAGAAGUCAUCAUUGAUUAUAGCAUUUAUUAUUCUUGUUUUACUCAGGUACAGAUAGAGUGUGGAUCCCAUUUUCAUGAUGCAGAUCUUGAUCUCUUCAAUGAUUUCGAAUAUGAGUUUUGUUACUGCAUACUAGGUACAGUCAGAUAUAAAGUAGGGUCAAUUGUGGGCAGAUAUGAUUUGGUUUCGGUAACAAGAUGCGACGGAAGUCAAAUGACAGAAAUACAUGUCGUUGAGGAAAGUAUUUAUCUUCAAUCAGAUUCGGGUAAUGACGUGUAUGUUCCCCCGCCAAGUGAUUUAUUGGACGAUACAAAUGCACCUGCUUAUUGCACUUAUGGGUACAAUAUGACUGAAUUUGGUGACUUCUUUCAUUGUAAGAGAGAUGGAAAAAUCAUACCAAAGUCGAUGAGAUGCAUUUAUGCUGUAGAUAAUAGCGGGUACAUGACAGGAUGUAGAUCUGGAGACCAUUUACAAAAUUGUGAAAAAAUCAAUUGUCCUGAAAAUACAGUCAAAUGUCCUGGAAGUUAUUGUAUUGAGCAAAGAUUUCUUUGCGAUGGACAUACUGAAUGUCCUGGAGGAGAAGACGAACAAAAUUGCAGUAUUUGAUUUAAAGCUCUUUUUUCUUUUGUCAUUUCUUAUUUUGUUUCGUUUGUUUUGUCACAGGUUUUACAGCAUUUCUGUCAGAAAUUAGCAUUUAUUAAAAAGUCUGUAUAGGAAGUUUAUACGAGAAGUAUUCAUAGUUUUACGUCAGAUACCGUAUUAUACCCGCUUUUGAAAAACGGGUCGUAUUAUAGUUUCUCCGUGGCGGGCGGGGGGCAGCUUGGUGAGCGGCUUACAAUUUUUGUCCGGAGCAUAUAUCUUAUACACAUAUAUGAAUUUUAAUGAAACUUCAUAGAAUUUGUUACAACUAUGAAACGCUUUGUCGCUGGUCACUAGGUUUAAGGUCAAGGUCACACUUAAAGGUCACUGAAAAACGCUUGUCCAGAGCAAAACUUCUACGUGCAUAGAGGGAUUUCUUUAUAACUAUUUUGGUCCCUGCAGCCAAGGUCAAUGUCAAUGUCACACAGGGUCAAAGUUCAGACAGAAAUAUAAAAAUGUGUAUUCGGACCAUUUAGUCAUCAUUUAUUGAGGGAUUAUUGAAACACAAAUGGUCAUUUUCAUGACUUUGUAGAACUAAGCAUUGCGAAAAGCACAUAAUCCAGGUCCCUGCUACCAAAUUCAAGGUCACAUAGAGUGGUCAAAGUUUGUGUACGGGGACUAUUUAGUCAUCAUUUUUUGAUGGAUUGUAUCACACAUUAUAACUAUCAUGACUACAAAUGUGACAAUUGUCAAUUAGGGUUAAUAUUUGCAAGGUCAAUGUCACUAGAGAUGAUAAAAUAUCCAGAUAUUGUCCGGACAUUGCCCAGAGCAUAUCUCCUAUAUGCAUAUCUAUCAUUCCCACAUCUCUGACAAAAGCUUUUGUGACGGGUGAAUUUUGAGAUAAUGUUGCCCUUCUUUUAAUAAUGUAAGACAAAU